AAUAAAAUGACGGGGUUCGAAAAAAUGAGUAGAAUCGGACGAACGGUCGAACGUUCGCGUGAAGAUAUAUUAAAGCGUUAUUUGAAAAUGUGUCCAACAUUUUAUCACAUUUGUUAUGAUCCUCUCGGUACUCAUAAAAAAUCACGUAGCUUUAUAGGAUUUUUAAUGGGUAUCUUUCUCGGUAUUAUUUUUUAUCGAACAAUUAUCUUCCAAUUAAAAUUUGAUCGUUAUACCACUGUAUAUCUUGGUAGUAUUAUUAUCCUUAUAUUAUCUAUCGGUUGUGCUACGUCUGUUCAGAUAAGAUGCAUCUGUAUUCUUUCGUUUCCUGCAUUUUUCGGUCGUGCCGGACGUAUUAUGCUGAGAGCAUUGAUACUUGGAUAUAUAAUCGCUGGACCUAUUUUUAAUAUGACAUACAAUGGGAAAGAAGUUAUAAGAAGUUUUGCUUGUACGGCCAAAUUGACGUAUAAUUUGACUAAGACUCGAGCUGAUCUUAUGUUCGAGCCUUUUCAUCGGGCCAUUUUAGAAAUGAGAUCGAACGCUGGCGAGUUAAAGGAUGCUUUAUCAUCGGUUAGAGAUCUGAUGAGUCCGAUAGUGGAGGAGAUCGAAGGAGAGGAAGAGAUGAUGAGAUUGAAAGAGGAGAAUGAUUAUCUCGAUGAAAUUCAAGGGGAUUCUAAGAGGAGCGAAGAGAUCGAGGAUAAGCGAAAAAAGGAGAUGAAAGAUGCCAAAUCGGAAGCUGAAUUUUAUUCGGUCAAAUAUAAGAUGAAAGUUGAAGCACGUUGCGAGGAACAACUUAGCCGUGGUGCUGGUAGAUGCAGAGACAUGUUCGCCGAUGCUUACGACAAGUGUUAUAACAAGGUAAGCGUUUUUGCAGCCUGGCUAUUAUGCUGGCCGAUGAAGUUGACGUUCGUUUGCAAUCUCGUACAAGCUUUGGGUGGAGCUAAUAUAUGUGAUCCUGAUGGACAAGUCGAUGUUGGUGUUGGCGAUGGUUACGUAGCAUUAAAAAAUACUCGAAAUAAAUUUAGUGAAAGUUUGAAGGAUGCGAAACUUCAAUACAAAUUAAAGAUUGCGCCGCCCAUAUUAGAUAUUCAUGAUGCCGCGACCGCUGCAAAAGCAAUAAUGUAUGAUUUCAACGUCAGAAGGAGAUACUUCGAAUCGGUGAUGAUAUUUGCAAAGAGAUGUUUAUCAUUAAUUUUUCUGAAAAUUAUAUUGAACGCUCAAAAGUAUCACGACAGUUAUCUGACCGAUAUAGAGUUUGAUAACAUUUACGUGACACGUUAUUUUCGAAAGAUCGAUGCUAGAAGAAAAGCUCGUGGUAGCAUUACCUUGUUACCAUUAAAGAAGGCCGAGAGAACUAAUUUUAUCGAUCCUUACGGUUUAAAGACGAGCAAAGCCGAGAGACAACAUAUCACAGGUGAAACGUUGAAACUCCUUUUUGAAAUAAUCAUAGCUACGAGUUUCAUACUAAUGGACAGAUUAUUCUUCGAAGCACUCGAUUUGAUUCGCCGUCAUUCACGAUUGGAAUUUACUCAGGUUGGUCAUCACGAUCUGAGUUUGCAGAUUAAAGGUACAGGUGUCAUAGCUUCUCUGAUCAGACAUUUGAUCAAUGGUUUCAACGUGAAGAAACACACGAAAACUGUUAUAACUAAUGCACCAUGUUUACCAAGACCAACCGAAUUGCCAAGUAAUCUAAUACUUCAGAUUUAUUGUACCUUCCUAGCCGUUUUCAUCUUAAUCUAUACGUCCGCUUAUACUCAGAGGACGCGUUUCUUUAUUUGCUCGUUUUUUUAUCGGACUCGUCAAAAACGACGUAUAUUAUAUCUAUACAACGAAAGUUUACGUCGAAGACACGGUUACGUAAAAUUUACGAAAGCGAAGAUUAUAGCAUUGGCUAGGACACGACAUUUGGAACAAGAGAUCUCCUUCACAAUGGCCUUAAGGAAAGAAUGGCCGAAACUUUUCGGCUGGUUAAAAUUAUUCGAAUCGGCAAGAGAAAAAUGUUUAGUUUGCGGAGAGGUUGAACCACGAAGGGGUAUUAAAUUUCGUCGAUGUACAACACCAGGUUGUCCUUUCGUUCAUUGCGAGGAAUGUUGGAGAGACAUCGGACAAAUUUGCUAUGCCUGUGCCGAUGUUUGUGAUACCGAUUCGGAAGAACCAAUGGAUGAGUCUGAGUCAACGGAAUGAAUAACAACGAGCUGUUAUCUCUCUCUUUCUCUUUCUCUCCCUCUCUUUUUCUCUCUCUUCGAUCCUUCUCUCUGACGUGACCUUUGAAAGUCGUUGGAAAAUCACAAAGACCGAGUUACGAUACGAUUUCAAGUUUACAUUUUAUAGUCUCGAAGUAUCAUCGUCUUAUUGAAGACGUUGAAAUCAUCAAAUUAAAUAUUCCAUUCAUUAGAUCCAUUAGCACAAUCAGGAAAUCAUUCUGAACGUUAACUAUUUUAUUUCUAAUACUUCGUGAGACUUCUUUGUUAAAUCUAUUUUUAAAUUAGAAAC
This is a messenger RNA of Vespula pensylvanica (western yellowjacket), 2490 nucleotides long. RefSeq names its product protein sneaky-like. NCBI's taxonomy places the organism in Eukaryota, Metazoa, Arthropoda, Insecta, Hymenoptera, Vespidae. Bases 7 to 2181 code for a protein of 724 amino acids. Gene Ontology annotation, cellular component: membrane. The transcript has 5 exons. The record is from RefSeq and is a predicted model, not a curated record.